This is a messenger RNA of Owenia fusiformis, 3432 nucleotides long. Lineage: Eukaryota; Metazoa; Annelida; Polychaeta; Sabellida; Oweniidae. The record is from the annotation of a GenBank genome assembly.
AGUUCAAGUAUGCUAAUGACGAAUCGAGCAAGGACAACAUAUAUGUAAUUGUUUCUGCGACAUUGACUUCUUCAACGUCAAUAUUAAUAAUGAAUUCGUUCAGCCAAGAGCGCGGAUGGCAACGACUAUCAGAGCCAUCUAUUGAUCUCGAGGCGAAUCCUGUAGCAGGGUCAACGGGGAAUAUUGAAUUUGAAUUGCAUGAAAAAAACUCAGGAAUGGACGUAGUUAAUUCUAGAUCAAACCUAUUUGAUGUACCUAAAGCAAAGGGAAUUGAUGACAUAAAGCGAACAACUGAGGAUAUGAGGCUAAGAGCAAAGGUAAAGAUUCACUCCGGAAAAGUUGAUUCACUUAAACCUUUGGAUAACUCUGGAAAACCAAAAAGCAUUGAGGAUGUUUUGCUGUUUCAACAUUUGAAACCAUUGUUCACAGUGAUGUCACUUCACGGAUUGUUCUUUCAUAAGGACUUUUCUUCAAACGGGAAAUCCCAAUCAAAUCGCAAACGAACUCUGUUUGCGUAUUGUACAGGAGUCCUGAUUAUUGCUAUCACAAGCUUCUUGCGUUCAUUUACGUCAUACAGGGCAUCCGAUUCUUUUGGGUACCUUCUUUUCUUCAAGAUCAUUAUAAGUGUAUGGUGGUUUGAAAUUGCUGUGAAUGCGAUAACUUGUUGGAGAGGUUCAUAUGAGAAAGACAGAUUGCACGAUUUCUUCAUGACCUGGCACAAGUACUGUAACACAUCUGACCGACAUGGUGACAUACCUUACAAAGAUUCUUUGAAAAGGUGUCAAAAGAUUGUCUUGAUUGGAACUGCAGUGAUGUCUAUCGGCAAUACAUUCACGGCGGUUUAUGCAAGAUAUCACGGUGAUCCAGGGCUGUUAUCGUUAUAUGAUGUUACUUGUGCUCCGUUCACGUCGGAGUCUCCAGGGAUUGAAAUAGUCCGUAUUGCGUCCCUAUUUUUCCAUUGGGUGCUCUCCAAUAUCUCUUUCUACCCGUUUGCUCUUUACAUCAUGAUUUGUUACGUUCUGUGUAAGGAGUUCCAAAUCGCCCAUAAUAACAUCCUCAAAUGUUUCAACGCUAAAGGAGACAUCAUUGGACCGUUCGAAGAACGACGCCGCGACCAUCAGAAGCUGUGUAAAUUGACAGAGGUUGCAGACAAAACGUUUAUGGUAUUUGUUAUAUCUGUUCUCUUGACGCACAUUCCCCUCUCUUGCCUAUUCUUCUACAACAUGAUCUACAACGAGAUACACUUUGCGAUGUAUAUGGGCUACACGUUCUGGAUUUUGGUUACUUUUAUCAAUAUGGGAAUUGUGUGCAUCGCUGGGGCUUUUGUCAACAAUGCUGCACAUGCUCCUUUAACUGAUCUUCACAGCAUCAGGGCAGAUGUAGCAAGUACUAGCAAGAACUUGGAGAUUCACAUGUUUCUUAGUCGCCUAACAGGAACAUCUAUCGGCUUAACAGCAAUGGACAUGUUCGUAAUGGAUAAGCCAACAACCCUUACGGUACUUGGGCUGCUGAUUACGUAUUUUUUCCUGUUGCUCCAAUUCCAUCCAAUGGCAACUGCUCCAGGCGGCUUGUGUUUGGCAAAUUUAACAGAUAUGACUUUGAAACUUAUUGGAGGUAGGAAUAUACUAGAGUUGCCGAGAAGGAGGAUUGUAACUGUUACUAUGGCGACGGACAUAAACCCCAUCGUUGUUAUAGUAAUUGUAGUGUCGGUGCUAUUUGUUGGAUUAAUGGCAUCAUUUUGCAUAUAUUGGUUCGCAUGUAAAAAGAGGCGUAAGGAUAAUUCAGAUGUUAAAACUGAUGACGUAUUCUACAGUAAUACACCAGAUACCUUACAUAUGGAAAUAAAUGGUAGAAAGCAUGCAAUGAAGGCUUACACAAAUUCUUACGAAAACAAAGGAAUGGACCCUGAAAUCGAAAUCUACGACGCGUAUCAAACCCAUAGCGCCAAUGAGGUGUUCACGGACGAUGCUGUGACAGUUCACGAAUUCGAAGGUACCAUUGAGCGAAUGGAUCGUGACGCAGGUGUCGUUAACAUACCGAAUGGUAAUGUUCCCAGUAAAGAAACUCGCGAUCACGAUGAUUCUAAGAACGACUACACAAUCGUGACUAGCCUUGUUCGCGAUAAACAAACUGAUGAGUUUUCUCACCCUGGGUAUACAGUUUUUGAAGAUUACGUAGAUCUAACUCAGAACAUCGGUGAAGUAACGCCAGAUGGACAAUAUAAAGGGCAGUACACUAUUAUCACUGGACUUGGAGAAAAAGUUGAAGAGUCAAAAACACCUCGUGUAGAUACGGGAGCCUGUUCUCUCCGCAUGACAUCUGAAAUAACGCAGACCGUGACUGAAGUGAUCAAAGCAGCCAAAACUCCAGAUGAGAGCAUCAUUAGAUCAACUAAUGAACAAACUGGUGAUACGAAUACGAUCAACCAUCUUGAUUUCAGACUUGAUAAAGAGCGUCGACAGUUCGAUUCUAGUGACGACAUCGUGCCUCCACCACCGCCACCACCUCCACCUCCAAAGUUGUCGCUGGAACGAACAGAAAAUAGAACCCCGGAUGUAAGCAUCGAGAGAAAGCAUGCUCCUGUUGCACCACCGAGACGUAAAUCCAAACGAGACACACAAGAACGUAAACGAUACAAAAGGCGAUCACAAUCAGAACCACGAUCUUCAAAAGUUCCGCCACCAGAUUACGACAGCCAUGACUCAGAUUCAACUUGGACUACCACUCCAUCGAACAGCCUGAAGAAAAUGAUGAAUUCUGACGUGAAGACGUCCAAUAAUAUUUAUGAUAGACGACAUCAAACAUGGACUGGAUAUUCUUUGCCCCUUUCUGAAAAUCCGGCUCAGUAUAAAACCCAGGCAUCUAUGCACCCACAGGAAAACUAUCGUGACUCUCGUAGCUCUCCACCAGUUGCGUUCGAUUUGCAGCAACGAACGCACGCCCUGUCCCACCAGCCCACUUACAGCUCAACCCCUCCUGCCCAGCCCAGACUGGGGGUUCGGUCUUAUGAGUACCCAAUGUAUACAAGAGUAAUGAAACCAAGAGCGUACCUUGGUCCUCCCAUUGUCGUUAGACGGCGCUCAAUCCCAGCAUCCAUGGUACUGGGACGUCACGAGUACGUAAGAUCUCUCUCAGGUCCACCGCCACCUGGUUAUAUACGUCAAGUGUCAGGUGUUCAGACGCUUCCAUACCGGAGAGGUGCACGUGAUUUGGAGUACGGGGACGUGCGUAUGGAUCCCAUUGGUGGGGAACGAAUUUCAGAACUACAAUACACCGAUAGGCGAGCAUCUAGUGACUAUAUUAUUAGCAAAAUUGAAACUCAAAGUGCAGAUGCAGAACUCCAUCGUGUCCAUGAUAAUUUUUGAAAGGAACAGAUGAUCUAUAAAUUCAGAAAAAACUUAGAAAAUGUGUAUACAAGUACACGUAAAUGUU